AUGAAUUUUUUCAAGAAAUCAUUGCCAUACUUGGCUAUGAUUUUUCAUCAAUUUAACCUUGCAUCCAUGGCGAUCAUUGUAAAGCAUGCUCUGGGCAAUGGUCUGAGCCCACAUGUUCUGGUGGCACUCCGUAUGGUCGUUGUUGCAAUUCUCGUUUCUCCUUUUGCUAUUGUCAUGGAAAGGAACACCCGGCCGAUGAUGACCCUCUCCACCUUUUCUAAGAUCGUAUUGCUCAGUUUAUUCGAACCAGUGCUUAGCCAAAAUUUCUCCUAUAUUGGGAUGAAAUAUACUACUGCAACAUUUAAUGUUUCCAUGAGCAAUAUUCUUCCUGCCAUGACAUUUAUAAUGGCUUGGAUUUUCAGGCUUGAAAUUGUGAAACUUAGGAAGCUACAUGGCCAGGCAAAGAUAGUGGGAACCCUAGUGGCUGUUGGGGGAGGAAUUAUAAUGACAUUUGUAAAGGGAACUCUCCUGGAUUUGCCAUGGACGAAUGGAAGAACCAUAAUUUUCAAGAAAUCGGCAACUGAUGUAGAACAUACAGAUCUAAUGAAGGGUGGCGGACUAAUCGUAGCACAUAUAUUAAGAUCCUACCCUUCAGUGCUCAGUCUCGCAGCUUUGGUUUGCAUUUUAGGCUCCAUCGAAGGCAUCAUACUGGCCUUCCUAGUUGAAAGAGGAAACACGAAAAUCUGGUCAAUCUUCAAUCCAGAUGCUAAACUUUUAGCCGUAAUUUAUGGUGGAAUGAUGUCCUGCUCAACCUAUCUCAUUAUGCGCUGGUUAAUGAAGAAUAGAGGACCAGUUUUUGUAACGUCUUUUAAUCCUCUGGGCAUGGUUCUCGUCACAAUUUUCAGCUCAUUUUUUCUAGCUGAGAGACUCUUCCUAGGAAGGGUUCUUGGAGCAGCUGUGAUUAUCAUUGGACUGUGCAUGGUGUUAUGGGGUAAAAAAAGCAAAGACCAACGUCAUUCAAAUUCACAAAACAUUCAAGACGACGACGGCGUCGCCGCUGCUGCACAAAAUGGUCCGCAAACGGCUGCAAUCAAUGGUGAUAGAGAGAGUCCAAGCCAGUCCAAUGUGAUUGUUGAUGAGUGA
This is a messenger RNA of Mangifera indica (mango), 1083 nucleotides long. RefSeq names its product WAT1-related protein At2g39510-like. The record is from RefSeq and is a predicted model, not a curated record. Gene Ontology annotation, molecular function: transmembrane transporter activity. Lineage: Eukaryota; Viridiplantae; Streptophyta; Magnoliopsida; Sapindales; Anacardiaceae. The coding region runs from base 1 to 1083 and encodes 360 amino acids. The transcript is spliced from 7 exons. Gene Ontology annotation, cellular component: plasma membrane.